Molecule: messenger RNA, 807 nt
Organism: Phytomonas sp. Hart1
Lineage: Eukaryota; Euglenozoa; Kinetoplastea; Trypanosomatida; Trypanosomatidae
Source: the annotation of a GenBank genome assembly
AUGCUGACGCCUGUGUUUUAUUGCGCGCAGGACGACGACUUCGUCAUCGUCCGUCUGAUUCUUUCGGGGAUGUGCAAAAUCGCCAACGCGGUCUUCGACAUCCACGAGGGCCAAUUUACGUUUUAUUGCAGCCCUUAUUAUCUACGCCUGCGCUUUCCGCACGACCUGCAGGAGGGAAAAGGCGAGAGGGCGACCUUUGACAUCGAAUCCCACACCCUGACGGCGUGGCUGCCCAAGAAGAUCAAGGGCGAGGUCUUUUCACAGCUCGACAACCCGGCCUUUUUGCUCGCGACUGAAAAGGAGCGAAACCGCCUGAUUACGCUGCUCACGAGCGCGGACGAGGGCGGCGAGGCGAAUUCGAAUUCGAAUUCGAACCCCGCCGAGCCGGACGAAGUCGAGGAGACCGAGUACGUCCAGACCCUUCGGCACGCGGCCUCGGCGAAGUCGGCCGCGGGGGAUUCUGUUCACUACGGCUUCGCGAACCAUUUUAGUGGGCUUUUUUCCCACUUGGACGAGGACCUUUUACGGGAAGUCGUGGCGCUUCCCAAGCCGGAGAUUACGCGUCCUUCCGAUCGCCAUCGUCUGCGGUUGGAAAAGGAGAACUCGGACUUUGUCGAGGAGGUUCUUCUCUUGGAUUUCGAGGACGAGGCGGGGGACGUGGCGCGGGUCCUACGCUACGUCCCAGCCCACAUGCGGGACUUCCAAGCCGCGAUGAAGCCCAGCGAGGGGGGGGGAGGGAGGGCGUCGGCCCGACCACCCCGCAGGCCCCCGCCACCGACGCCUACGAAGAGGAGGACGAGGCGGUAG